Molecule: messenger RNA, 2419 nt
Organism: Ostrea edulis (European flat oyster)
Lineage: Eukaryota; Metazoa; Mollusca; Bivalvia; Ostreida; Ostreidae
Exons: 10
Coding region: 323-2374 (683 amino acids)
Source: RefSeq, a predicted model, not a curated record
CAUACACACUUUCCAACACAAUCACAAAUAUUUCAGUAAGGAGGAACCUAUAACUAAGCUUUAAGGUAAACACUUUUAUUUUGUUACCUGUUCAAUUAUCUCACGAGACAUCUAUCAAUUCAAAUAAUUAUAAUCGUAAAACUGAAAUUGACAGGGCAUAAUUUAACGAAGUAGAAGUAUGGUUAGAAUUAAACCAAUCGAAUUAGUUAAAACAAGGAUCCGCUCCUCGCUACACCUUUAUGUACAUAAAUGUAACGACACGCAAUCUCUGCAUUGAGCGUAUCUUACAAAUGCUUACCUGGGCACAGGAAGUGAAAUCAAGAUGUCGAAAAAGCAGAGUACAUUUAACAGAUCGGCUUCACUACCAACAAGAUCAAAGAAGGGGCCGCCAGUGAUUGUUUAUGACAGUGCCGCAGGUGAAUCAGGGUUGUCAUCCCACGAUAGAGAAAUUAAAGUCCAUACAGCUUUAAAAGAAAUUAAAAGUCUUGCAAUCACUGCUAAAAAGACGUAUAAAAAGGAACGAAAAGGAGGCGGGGUCGAAUACAAGUAUCACUGUGAAGACCUAAUACUGAAAUGGAUACCAGAGCUCAAGAGUUUGCUUGGAAUAUCCACGCUUGAGGAACGAACUGCUCGGGAACACGCUAUUGCAGCAGAGGAAAAUCUCCACCACUAUACGAACAGAGAUCUCAAAAGAUGGAACGACGCUUUUGAAUUAAAGAGAAAGUACGAGGACGAAAUUAAUACACUUAAAAAUCUGCAUCGACAGGAGUUAUUCAGCAUUCAGCAACAACACGAGGAGAUCCUUCGUCGGAGCUUGAGGGAAAAGGACAACCAACUGAAAAGUUUGACUGAAGAGAAAGACAACCUAUUGACAAGACUGAGUCAGAUAGCGGGAGCCAGACUACGGGACAACAACCCAGCAGUUUCCGACCUUAGUGACCCCAAUCGACCUCUGAAACUGUCGGAGAAAAUCAGUGAACUCUACGAUAACGAGUGGACAGACGCCAUGGAAAUCCUAGAGAAGGAUCGUGACGAGACCAUGGCAGUUGAAACACUACUUUCCAUCAUUUUGAAAUGUUUCAGUCUCUGUCAAAAGCAUUCUAGGUUCCAGCUGACAUCCUUAUCUAAUGCUCUCGUUCUCAAUGAAGAGUCGACACCUGAUUCCACAUCAGCAGAAAAAUAUGCCAAAGAUAUACAAAAAAGUUCUUCAUCGUGGGUUUUGAGCGAUUCUAAUCUACAUUCUAUAAUCUGGCAAGAAAUUGGAAAGACAAUUGGACAACAAGACGCCAGUAGAUGCAAACCCUACAUCGAUAAAUGUGUGCAAUACUGCUGGUUGAUGUGUAUACAAGAUCCACCUAUGCACACAGUUGUUUUCCCAAGAGGAUUAAACUUUAAUAGUGAUGAGAUGAAGUCUUUCACUAAACUUGGCCAGUUUGUUGACUUCACAGUAUGGCCAGCAUUUUACCUUCAUGAAAAUGGCCCCUUGCUGUCCAAAGCUGUAGUGCAAGGUACUAAUCAAGCAGUCCAAGAAAUGCAUUCACACAAACGAGAAGAACAAACCAGCGGUCAUAAGGCACCGACUUCCGAGUACCAGAAAAAAAUAAAUACACAGACAACAGUACAUGAUGGGAGAACAGGUGAUCGGCACAUCGAACCACACCCUGUCCAAACGCAGAGAGGGUAUUGGGAAAUACGCGAUACUGGAUAUGGAAAUAAUGGCCAAAGAGACUAUCUACGUGACUCUGUUGACAAUUAUUACUCAAAUUCUCAACUGACUAAGGGUCAUUAUGUGUCGUAUGCUUCACCAAAUCCACCAUUCCGAGAAGGGUUUCAACAACAGAACAUACAAAAGUAUGUGCAAUCUGCUGUUCCAUCUACAGUCUAUGGAAAUAAAGCGUACCCUCCAAACAAGCCAAUACUCAAUUCUCAUGAAAAUUCACAUGGUAGACCCGAUAACCAGUUCCGCGAAACAGUGCAAGGAGAGCAUUCACAUGGUAGACCCGAUAACCAGUUCCGCGAAACAGUGCAAGGAGAGCAUUCACAUGGUAGACCCGAUAACCAGUUCCGCGAAACAGUGCAAGGAGGGCGUUCACAUGGUAGACCCGAUAACCAGUUCCGCGAAACAGUGCAAGGAGAGCGUUCACAUGGUAGACCCGAUAACCAGUUCCGCGAAACAGUGCAAGGAGGGCGUUCACAUGGUAGACCCAAUAACCAGUUCCGUGAAACAGUGCAGGGAGAGCGUAAUCUAGGUGCACAUCCCACUGAAACUUACAAACACGUUCCCCCUAAAACACACUAUAAAACACAUGGCAAUCCUAAUGCAUCACGGACAUUUUACAGUGGUAGAAAUGUUUACAAAUCAACAGAAUUAUAAACAUUUCAUUCCCUGAGUAUGACAAUAAAUCCAGUACUCUAUGUA